AUGAAAUCGACCACUGCAUUGAAAUCAGAGUUGGCAGUUGUGUACGGACUUGAAGGAGUUGGACUGGAUCCCUCCCAAUUCAGAGUCCAUCACUGUUACCAUAAAGAUGAGGAAAAUGAUGCCUUGGUUGGUGGCCGAGCUCAGCUCACUGAUGAGGAGAAAUAUAGGGAUUGUGAAAGAUUCAAGUUUUGCUGCCUCAAAUGCGGAACAGAAAAUAUUUAUGACAGUGUCUUUGAUGGUUCGGGGCGAUUUAUUGAACACAGCUUGCAAAGGUGCAGUAAGACUGAAUGUGAAGAGCCUCCUUUCAACUAUGUGAUUCAAAUGAACAACAAAUUACUGCUGGAUAUUAGACGUUACAUCAGAAAAUACUAUAAUGGUUGGUUGGUAUGCGAGGAGCCAACUUGCCAAAAUCGAACCCGUCGACUUCCUCUGAGUUUUUCCCGGAGUGGUCCUGUGUGCCAGGCCUGCAGGAAGGCUGUUCUGAGACCAGAGUAUUCUGAUAAGGCCCUGUACACUCAGCUCUGCUUUUACCGGUACAUUUUUGAUGUGGACUAUGCAAUGGAUAAAGUGAUUACUGAAGAGGAGAAAG
This is a messenger RNA of Pterocles gutturalis (yellow-throated sandgrouse), 589 nucleotides long. RefSeq names its product DNA polymerase alpha catalytic subunit-like. The annotation marks the transcript as partial. Gene Ontology annotation, molecular function: single-stranded DNA binding; DNA replication origin binding; pyrimidine nucleotide binding. Gene Ontology annotation, cellular component: alpha DNA polymerase:primase complex. The record is from RefSeq and is a predicted model, not a curated record. NCBI's taxonomy places the organism in Eukaryota, Metazoa, Chordata, Aves, Pterocliformes, Pteroclidae. The transcript is spliced from 5 exons. Gene Ontology annotation, biological process: leading strand elongation; DNA replication; lagging strand elongation.